Molecule: messenger RNA, 2430 nt
Organism: Megalobrama amblycephala (Wuchang bream)
Lineage: Eukaryota; Metazoa; Chordata; Actinopteri; Cypriniformes; Xenocyprididae
Exons: 2
Coding region: 129-2219 (696 amino acids)
Molecular function (GO): ubiquitin-protein transferase activity
Source: RefSeq, a predicted model, not a curated record
AAUCGUGAAAUAAGUUUUGUUUAUUGAAAAAGAUUGAACAAACAGAUUUCUCGUUGUGAUUCCUAUCGUUCGUUCAAAGUCGUGUCGCACCCACCACUAGAUGGCAAUAGCAGCUAACGCCGGAGUUUAUGUUAAUCGACGUAACCAGCAGCAUUGAGACAAUUUUAUGCUAUAUAUCAUUGUUCUGUUCUUAUAGGAUUAGGAUGGAUGACAUUUGUGACUUUUUGAAGUCGAGAAAUAUCACUGAUGACAUCAUACAGCAAAUGCAACAGGAUAAGAUUGAUUGCAGUGUCAUACAGAUUAUGACAGAUGACCAGCUGAAGGAAUAUCUGCCUUCCUAUGGUGACCGACUGGCUAUUCGUGGAUACUGCAGGCGAAAAGAACAAGAUCCCAGUGGCAGAAAAUCUAAACUUUUUGAUCGACUGAGAACCAGGCUAGCAAGAAACAAAGGUGACACUGACAAUGUAUGUGAAAAAAAAAAUGGUCAAAAGAGUAUGCGAAAAAUUGAGAUGGGAUGGAUGCAUUUUCGAGAAGGGAAGUUUACUCAGGUCCGAACAAAAAAAGGUGGGGGUACACGGAAAAUUAGCGUGUCAAAGGACUGUAGAAAAAAGGACCUACUUGAAAAGGCUACUGAGUUGUUUUUUCCUGAUGAGAAAUCUUCCAUGGGAAGCUUCACAGAUUUUGUGGUCGAUGUAACAGACUUUCAGGAGCAAACAAUAGAUGAACAGAUUACAGUUGGAGAACUUUAUGAGCUGACCAAAUUACCAGUCUUGCGUUUUUACUUGACAACCAAGAAGAAAGUCAUCGCUAGCGACACACAUUCAGACACACAGUUCAACUUCAGCAGCGAAACAAUUGCACAAGGAGGGGAAAACCUGCAAGAUUCAAGGUCUCCCAGACGUACCAGCCCAUCUCCUCUGUUGACUGAGAAUGUGGAGCCAGACCUAAUUUAUGUAGGGAGUGGCACUUCAAUUGCAAUAGGCAGUGAUGAUAUUUUAUUGUCAGACUCCAUAACUAUCAUGACUGACGCAUCAAGUGUGAUUGAGAUUGAUGCAGCCAGGCCGCCAGAGGUGGGCAAUUUGGAGGAUAGUGGAACUGUAACAAUCUCCACAGGACUCAUCUCUGGGCUGGAAGACACUGAGCUUGAUGACACCUUACCUCUUUUAGAGGAACCAUAUUCUGUACCUUCUCCAAUUGAUAACUCACUGGAGUCCUUUGUUCAGAGUGAAAGAGUGAAGAAAAUUCUUGUUGUUCAUCGCGGUCAGGCCCUUCGACAGCUUAUCGCACAUUUUUGUGACAAAAGUGUCUUGACAGAUGACAUAUCAAUGAAAGUCAUUCUUCCCGAUGGACGGCUGGAAAAUGCUGUUGAUGAAGGGGGAGUUUUGAGGGAUGUGCUUUCAGAGUUUUGGAAUGACUUUUAUGAGCAAUGCACAUUGGGAAACAGCUUUAAGGUCCCAUAUCUACGACAUGACUUUGGUCAACAACAGUGGGAAAGCAUUGGACGAAUCCUUGCAUUUGGUUGGCAAAAAGAGAAGUACCUGCCUGUAAAAAUAGCACCUGUAAUGUUGGAACAGGCAGCCCAUGGAUGUGUUUCAACAAGUCUUGUGGACUGCUUUCUCAAGUAUGUUACAGAAUCAGACAGAAUGAUCCUAGAAUCAUGCCGUUCAGAUUUCGAAGAUGUGGACAAAGAAGAGCUGUUUGAGGUCAUGGAUCAUCAUAACUGCAGAAGAGUCCCAACAGCUGAUAAUAUCGAGCAGCUCUUGGAGGAGAUGGCACAUCAGAAACUAAUUCAAGAACCUGCAUUUGUGAUAGAGCAGUGGCAUUAUGUGCUUGCACCUAUGAAAACUGAGUUCCUGGACAUCGCAGCUGCCUAUGAUGAACUACAACCGACAUCAAGAAAGGUCAUGAAAUCAAUAGCCUACCCUGCUACGAUGAACGUACAACAAAAACACACUGGCAGGUAUCUAAGUACAUUUCUCAGAGAAGCAGAUAAACAACACCUGUCCCUCUUCCUUCGGUUUUGCACCGGGUCAGAUUUGUUCCUGGGAAAGAACAUCACCAUUAGCUUCACACAGUUGGAAGGCUUUCAGAGACGACCCAUUGCACACACAUGUGGCUGUUACCUGGAGCUGCCUGUGAAUUAUGAUAACUACCCAGAGUUUCGCCAUGAAAUGAACAAAGUGUUAGAGAGCAACAUAUGGGUCAUGGAUAUAGUCUAGUAGAAAGUCUAGUACAGACUUACUAUUAGGAAGGUUAAGCUUCAACAACACAAUUGAGGUCACAGCAGGCUUUAUUUUUUUUAUUUCUUUUUCAAGAUAUGUUGUACAUGUUCAUAUUUCCAAAGUUCCUGUUAAUACUCUCUCUGAGGCACAAGGUUUAAAAGGCCCAGUUACAACUUUACAACAAGUUUACAAAAUAAUCUGUCAUAUA